ACGCUGCUGCAGCACCUGCGCCAGGACCUGGGCAUGGAGUCAACCUCCCUGGACGAUGUCCUGUACCGCUAUGCCAGCUUUCGGAACCUUGUGGACCCCAUCACACAUGACCUCAUCAUCAGCCUGGCACGCUACAUCCACUGCCCUAAGCCGGAGGGUGAUGCUCUGGGCGCCAUGGAGAAGCUGUGCCGCCAGCUGACCUACCACCUCAGCCCCCACUCCCAGUGGAGGAGGCACCGAGGGCUGGUGAAGAGGAAGCCGCAGGCCUGCCUCAAGGCUGUACUGGCUGGGAACCCUCCAGACAACACCGUGGACCUGUCAGGCAUCCCACUGACUUCUCGUGACCUUGAGCGCGUGACCAGCUACCUGCAGCGCUGUGGGGAGCAGGUGGACAGCGUGGAGCUGGGCUUCACAGGCCUCACGGACGACAUGGUCCUGCAGCUGCUACCAACUCUCAGCACCCUGCCCCGCCUCACCACACUAGCCCUCAAUGGCAACAGGCUGACCAGGGCCCUGCUGCGUGAUCUUACUGACACUCUGAAGGACUCCAGCAAGUUCCCCAAUGUCACGUGGAUUGAUCUGGGCAACAAUGUGGACAUCUUCUCUUUACCCCAGCCCUUUCUGCUCAGCCUGCGCAAGCGUUCUCCAAAACAGGGCCACCUUCCCACCAUCCUGGAGCUUGGUGAGGGCCCAGGCACUGGAGAGGAGGCACGGGAAGGGACUGUAGACCAGAACCCUGGCGGGAGCCCUGUAUCACUUGCCAGAGACCACAGGGGCAAAGAGGCUGUGACUCAGACGUGACACUGAAGUGGGGAACCUCACCAGAGAUCUGUGGAGUAGGAUGGCUAAGGGAGGAUUGGGGGCUCCUGCCAGGAGAGCUUAGGCUAUGGUAAAAUCAGCCUGGGGAGUCCUGACCACAGGCAGACCAUAGGACCUGGCAGGAUUUGAGCACUACUUCCCUUUAGUCUUCCCCCACACUGUAAAUUCAAUGUAUGCCUUUGGCUCCUAAAUCAUUCCCAGCUCAAGAGGUUCCAAAAACCCCUCAACUCAGCCCAGGGCCUCCCCCAGACUUGGUCUCAGCAGGGGACCCAUGUUUAGAGAUGCUGGGAACUUCAACCAAUGGGAAUGUAGAGCAUCUUCCCACAAGUCUAAUGGGCUCCAGGAAUUUUUCUGACACAGGGUCUUGCUCAGGCUGGCCUUUAACUUACUGUGUAUCCCAAGCUGGCCUUAAUCCCGCAGUGAUCCUCAGCACACCCAACAUUUUCAAUAUUGCAUUACAUUCAUCCUGCCUCCCACUCACAGGAGCCUGGUCCUUAUCUAGGCUAAGAACGGAAGGCCUAUACUUCCUUGUGGAGCCUCAACCUCCACUUGAGGCUUCCUAAGAGGAUCCUGGAUGCCACUCAGCAGUGCCCAGGGCAGGCCAGGUGCCAUCACAGCAAAGGCUACUUGGAAAUCCCAGGCCUCCAUACCACCCUAUACCCCCACUGCACAGCUUUGCUUCCUUCUCAGCCCAGACUGACCUACUAGCUAUAUUUCAGGUGUUUUUCAGAUUCCUUUAGUUCCUAAAACCCACUACAGGAGGCUCUCAAAAGGCUAGGACCAUGAAGAUGAACCCAAACUCCAGGUAGUAUCACUGGGGGUACAGUUAGUGCCCAAAACAGCAAAGGUGUUCUCCCUACACUGACCAUUAACCCAAUAUUCCUGGUGAAAAGGCCCCGUCAAUUUCUUUAAAGCCCUUCUAGACACAAUCCCUAAAACAAUGCAACUGGGAACCAUUCUUAAACCAUAUUACUUAGUACUGUGUCAAGCAAAACCUUAUGGGCAACAGAAUAGGGGAAAAACAGACUGCAGCCAUACUAUCAAGAACUAGGCGUUAGCCUCCAGCCACAGUAUUUCCCAUUAGGAAGGCAACAAGAUGAAGGCUGGACAUGUGAUUUCAUGGUAUUGGCUAAGUAUAGUUAGAUCCAACUCAUUCAUCCCAUGCUUCAAAGGACAUAGACAGCAGGGACUAGCAUCAAGUAUGGAUGCCUGAAAUGCUUUGAAAUUUUUGCCCUUGAAGUCUACAGUUUAAAUGUUACACUGAUCAGAAGUUUACUAAUUUAAAUGCUACCUUUUUCUU
Fukomys damarensis (Damara mole-rat) is the source of this 2119-nucleotide messenger RNA. It is a transcript of the gene Lrrc75a, whose product is annotated as leucine rich repeat containing 75A. The transcript has 4 exons. The coding region runs from base 34 to 801 and encodes 255 amino acids. Lineage: Eukaryota; Metazoa; Chordata; Mammalia; Rodentia; Bathyergidae. The record is from RefSeq and is a predicted model, not a curated record.